CGUGCCAACUUCUCCUCCGCGAUCUGCAGAGAUGCAAGCUCCAUUCACACUCCAAGUUUCUGAUCUUGUUUCCAUCUUCAACGGUGAAUCCAGUCGUUCUGGAGAACACCAAUCGAAGGACAACAAGCGAUCAAUGGGCGUUCCCUAGGUCGAGAUUUUCACUUCCGUGAUCCGCGAGAAACACAGAUUCGAGGGUGUUCCCCAGAUCUGUGGUUUUGACUCACUUGCAGCAGCUUGAAGGAUGAUUCCAGGAGCUUUUACAUUCAUCCUGAUGCCAUCUCUGCGAGUUGUCGUUGGAUCGAUCCGAUCAAUUGAUUUCUGCAGCGCCUCUCGAUUCCAUUCAUUUUUUUCCUCACACAUCCAGAUCACUAGCUUGAAGGACGAUUCCAAGAGCUUCGUGCAUCUUGUCAUUGAGCUGGGAAGACUGAUCAGAUCUGUUGAGAGCUUGAAGGGCGUUUCCAAUGGUUCCUUUGUUUCGUGACAGAGAGAGGGCAGCAGAUUUGAGAUUUGGAGUCUUCGAUAGACAAAUUAUUUGAGUUAGAUCCUGAGAUUGAAAGAACUUUCAAGGCUUUGAGAAUUCAAGAGAAAAUUUCAGCGGUCUCAGGAAGUACUUUGUCAUCUUCAGACAUUUCCAUGGCUGACCAUAAUAGAACAAUGAAAGAGUUAGCAGCUCUAGAUGUGGCUUUUAAGUAUUCGUGUAUUACUUAUCUAGAUCUAGCAGGAGAUUUUGAGUUGAGAUAAGGGUUGAUUCAUCUACUUCCAAAAUAUCAGGGAUUAUCUAGAGAAGACCCAAAUAGACAUUUGCAUGAAUUCCAUGUGGUGUGUUCAACCAUGAAACCACAGGGAAUUUCAGAAGAGGACAUCAAGCAAAGGGCUUUUCCAUUUUCAUUAACUGGAGUAGCAAAAGAUUGGUUGUAUUAUUUGCCACCAGGGUUUAUCACUUCAUGGAUUGAUAUGAAGAAGACUUUCUUGGAGAAAUUCUUCCCAGCUUCAAGGACUGCAACUAUCAAGAAAAGUAUUUGUAGGAUUCAGCAAGUGGUUGGAGAGACAUUAUAUGACUAUUAGGAGAGAUUUAAGAAGUUAUGUUCAAGUUGUCCUCAACAUCAAAUCAGUGAGCAGUUACUAGUCCAAUACUUUUAUGAGAAUUUAUUACCUAUGGACCGAAGUAUGAUAGAUGCAGCAGCUAGAGGAGCUUUAGUGAACAAAAUUCCAGAGCAAGCAAGGGAGUUUAUCUCGAAUAUGACUGAAAAUUCACAGCAAUUUGGAAGUAGAGCACUCACUACUAGAGGGGUUGGUGAAGUUCAAAUGAUUUCCAAUGAACAAAAGGAGAUAAGGAACUCAUUGAUGGAAUUAACAUAUUUGGUGAAACAAUUAGCUUUGAACAAUGCUGCUCUAUCUAUUCCUAUGCCAAAUGUUCAAUUUCCAUGUAAACAAAGUGUGGUUUGUAGCAUUUGUUCAAGUCAAGACCAUAUUUCUGAACUUUGCCCGAAUCUUCAUCAAGAUGAAUCUUUGGCAGCAUUCUCUAGAGCUCAACAACAAAGAUAUGACCCUCAUUCUUCUACAUAUAAUCCUGGUUGGAGAGAUCAUCUAAAUUUAAAAUAUGGCAAUUCAUUUUAUCAACAACCAUCUUCAAAUCAACAAUUUCAACAUACUCAAAAUUUCCAGCAAAAUCAGCCUUUUCAGCAAGGAUUCCAGCAACAAAAUCAGCACUUCCAACACUUUAACCGCCCUGCAAAUCAAUUCCAGCAACCGUUUCAGCCUUAUCAACAGUUCCAUAAUCAAAAUCAUCAUUAUCAAUCCCAAAAUCAGAAUUUCCAGCAAGGGCAGAAUUUCAUACAGCAAGCACUUCCAGCACCUUCAAGGUUGAGUAUAAACUCAAGGAGGCUCCAGUAAUGCUUCUAAUUCUAAUUUACAUCAAGCUAGAUUGGAAGAGUUAAUGUAACAACUUAUUCAACAGCAACAAAAUCAACAAAGGACAGAUUCUUCUCUUCAAAACUUAGAAAGGUAGAUUGGGCAAUUGGCUUCCAGUAUUAAUCAGAUUCAAGCUCAGGGAUUUAGUCAAUUACCAUCUCAAACAACUCCUAAUCCUAAAGGGAACGUUAGUGCAUUGACUUUAAGGAGUGGGAGAAAAGUUCCAGAAUUUCCAAGAGAAGAAGUUACUACUGAAAAUUUUCCAGAAUUCCAGCUAUCUAAUUCCAGCAGUGAAGAAUUUCCAAAAGUUUAGAAUGUGCCAGCUUCAAGUUCCAAUCCAAUUCUCGUCGAUCCUUUGAAUUUGGAGCAUGCACAAGGUAGUAGAAGUUGUAUUCCAUAAAUUUCCAACAACUUAUGUCCAGCUGAACAGUUUCCAGUAGACUUGCCAUAUUCUAGCAAAUCUGGAAUUCAAGAUUUCAGAAUUCAGAGCCAAGCAUUCCUUUGCCUUUUCCUCAACGAAAAACUCAACCAAGGAGAGAUGUAAAAGAGGAAAGAGCUAAGGAAUUUCAAGAGCUUGUGAAACUAUUUAGCAAGGUGGAGGUAAAUGUUCCUUUAAUCACAAUGAUCAAGCAAAUUCCCAAAUAUGCUAAAUUUUUGAAGGAUCUUUGUGUGCACAAGAAAAAGUUGAAGGGGAAUGAGUUAAUUAGCAUGGGCAAGAAUGUAUCUGCACUUCUUCAACCAGCUCCUCAGAAAUGUGAAGAUCCUGGAGUAUUUACAAUCCCUUGCGAGAUUGGGAGUAGUCUUUUUAAGGAUGCCAUGUUGGAUUUGGGAGCUUCAAUUAACAUGAUGCCAAAAUCAGUUUUUCAGACCUUAGGGAUUGAACCAUUACAACCUACAGGAGUAGUCCUUCAGUUAGCUGACCACAGUCAGACUCAUCUAGCAGGAGUCAUUGAAGAUGUAUUGGUGAAGUUUCUCCUCAAGAAGCCAGAUGCUAAGCCCAGAUUGAUUAUAUGGACGCUUCUCCUCCAAGAGUUUGACUUGGAAAUCCGAGAUAGGAGUGAGAAGGAGAACUUGGUUGCAGAUCACUUGAGCAGAAUUGAAGGAGACUUGGAUCACAUGGCCAUUGAUGAUGAUUUCAGGGAUGAACAACUUUUCAGAGUGCAUGGUGAGUCUCCAUGGUACGCAGAUCUGGUCAACUUUUUAGUAUGUAAUGUUUUUCCUGCACAAUUUUCAAAAGCACAAAAGGAUAAAUUGAAAAGUGAUUUGAAAUAUUAUGUGUGGGAUGAUCCUUAUUUGGGGAAAUUUUGUAGUAAUCAGAUCAUUAGGAGAUGCAUACCAGAUUUUGAGUUCCAGACCGUACUUGCCUUUUGUCAUUCAUCUGAGUUUGGGGGGGGCAUUUUAGACCUCAGAGAAUUGCUAGGAAAGUUUUAGAGUGUGGAUUUUAUUGGCCUACCAUUUUUUGUGAUGCCUUUGUUUUUUUGUAGAUUAUGUGAUAGGUGUCAACAAACUAGGAAUAUAGGACCUAGGAACGAAAUGUCUCAACAUUACAUGCUAUUUUGUGAGAUUUUUUAUGUAUGGGGUAUUGAUUUCAUGGGUCCAUUUCCUGCCUCUUUUGGAUUUUCGUAUAUUUUGUUGGCAGUUGAUUAUGUUUCCAAAUGGGUGGAGGCCAUUCCCACAAAGACUGACAAUUCUUCAGUUGUUGUGAGUUUUGUCAGGUCACAUAUUUUCUGCAGGUUUGGAGUGUCCAAGGCCAUAAUUUGUGAUCAAGGUUCACAUUUUUGCAACAGACACAUGAAAGCUAUGCUGAGUAGAUAUGGAAUUUCACAUAGAGUUUCCACUCCUUAUCAUCCCCAAACAAAUGGACAAGAUGAGGUGUCAAAUAGAGAAGUGAAGGCAAUUUUAGAGAAGACAGUGAAGCCUGAUAGAAAAAAUUGGAGCAAGAGACUAGAUGAUGCACUUUGGGCUUACAGGACUACUUUCAAGAUUCCUAUAGGGAUGUCUCCAUAUAGGAUGGUUUAUGGUAAAGCUUGUCAUCUUCCGGUGGAGAUUGAACAUAAGGCAUUUUGGGCAGUUAAGGCUUGUAAUUUCGAUGCUAGUCUAGCAGGAGAAGGAAGAAAGUUACAACUUCAAGAACUUGAGGAAAUUCGGUUAGAAGCAUUUGAGAACUCAUAGAUCUACAAAGAAAAGACCAAAAAUUUUCAUGACAAGCACAUCGUGGGUAUGGAAUUUCAUGUUUGUGAUAAAGUGCUAUUGUAUAGGUCACGACUCAAAUUAAUGAAAGGUACGUUGAGAUCUCGUUGGGAAGGUCCAUUUGUUGUUACUAAUGUUUUCUCAUAUGGAGUGAUUGAGAUUAGGGAGGAGUCUACCGACCGGAUUUUCAAAGUGAAUGGACAUCAACUUAAGGUUUUUCAUGAAGCUAACAAUGGAGUGGAGGUGGAUAGAAUGAGCCACAUUGGUGUCACUUAUCCAAUAAAAGGGGAGUUCAUUCCAACUUAACUUUUCUUUUUUGCUUUCACAUAUAUGCAUGUUUAGUUGCUCAAUAAAUUCUUUGUUUACAAAUAAUGAUUUUAGUAUAGAAUAAUAAAUUCUUUACUGUAGAUAAUUUCCUUAUAGUACUUAGCUUUGAGAUUGGGAAUAAGAAAGAUGGCACCCCCUUUACAUGAUUUCGAUGAUAUGUUAGAAAUGGAGGAAGGUAGCUAUUUUUGAUUGAUAAGUUUUAGGCUUAAUUUCAAGAUUGGACUCUUAAUUUUCUUGAGAUUACUAUUUAAUAAUGGACACUAAAUGGAUGAGUUCAAAUGAUACUUUUUAUACCUAGUGAGUUUUAAGCCAAAUAUGUGUGAUGCACUUAUGUUAUUGCAACUCUAGAACUUGCUUUUAUUCUUUUAAAGCCACAAUUAAUGGAUUAAAUUACAUGUAUGAAGGUGAAUCUGUUGUAUCCUUUUUCCACACUAUUCUUGCCAUUUUUCUUUGUUACCAUCAUAUCUUUGUAAUCUUUUUGAUUUUAUAUUCCUGGAUAUUGAGACAAUAGAAGUUAUGUGAUGGAUUCUUUGGCCGAGAUGAACAAAGGUUUAAGUGUGGGGGAGGAUGAAAGGUGUAGCAUGUCAAAUUUAAAGAGUUGCAAUUGAGUUGGAUAGUAAUGUGCAGUGUUGAAAGUUUGAAUUUGAAAUUUUGGAUUUGAAAUUCUAUUGGGUUUCUUUGUGAAAAUUUUCAGAAGUUGAAUAAGCCAAGUAGUAUGGAAUGAUGUUGAAAGGUAAUUGAAUUGAACAUUGCUGCUGUGCAAGAACUUUUGAGUUUCAAAUUUAGUAAUCAUUCAAAUAUGUGGGAUGUUAGAUGUCAAAAUGGCUAUAGACAGUGUAAAGUUGUAGAAUCAGGAAGAGAAAUAAAUUCAGCUAGUGCAGAAGUAGUAAUGUAUUAAAAAAAACUCAGAAGCAGUAUCAAGAGGAAGAUGAAGUAGUAAUAAUGUGCUAAGAUCUAAAAGUAAAUGAGAAACAAUUGUGGAAAGUUGUACAUGAAUCUGAGCUAGGAAGUUAGAUCAGCCUAUGAUGGGAAUUUUAGAUUUAGAAACUGUGCAGAAUUUCAAAAGCUGAGGGCUGCCCAAUGGAGUUGAAAUGUAUUCAGUUUCAAUUGAUUCUUAAGUGCUUAGGAAUAAAGAGAAGGUAACCUGCACACUGCUGUGAGCAGUUGCAGAAGUCGAUAAUCAUGUAUCAACUUAGUAUUGCUAACAUUUUAAUUCGUUGAGGAAGUAUUGAAGGCAUUGUGCUGUUGGAAACAAGUUUGAUGACACUUUGACUUACUUGUGAAGGAUUAAGAUGUUCAGGAAUCUGUUCUUGGAAUUAUGGUAACAAGGCUGGACUUAAAAUGCAGUAAUGUUUUUGCAGCUUGGUUUAAAAUGAAAUAGAUUUUGGAUUGUUAUAAUACAGAAUGCACGGUGCUAAGUUGUAAUGUGAGUGGUAGCAAAUUAAGAAUUGAAUCAAGUUAGCAUCAUUAGCUUUUGGAAGUCAGUGGGAAGUGACUGAAGUUUUUAUAAUUGCAGUAAUAAUGAAGCAAGCUGCUUGUUGUUCAGCUGGAAACAACAAGACACUGGACAUGAGAAACUACAAAUCUGAGAAACGAUGAGGCUAACUUUGAGAAGUUUUAAUUCAAAAGUGUAAAUAAAAUGAAGUGAAAAGGCUGAAGAAGAACAAAUGAGGAAAUCUGAAAUUAAUCAAACUGUAGUAAGUAGAAUCCAGCAGAGUAUCAAUGUUGUAUCAACUAAGCACUGCUUAUUUUAAAUUCAGUGAAGAAUCAAUUGAAGAUGCAGUGGUGUCAGAAAUAAUUGUGAAAAUGUGUUCUUCAUUUCUUUAAAUGCUAGAGGAACAAGAAUUUCAAGAAUUAAAGAGUGAUGAAGUAGGAAUGAGAAUGACAGAAAAACUGUUUGUAAAUGGAAUCUGUGGAGGAGAUUCUGAGCUCUAGAGAAAGCAGAAUGUAGGUAGUAACAAAUGCUGAAUUGAGGUGGCUGUAAUUUGAAAUUAUUGAACUUGAAAUGAAGUAGCUUGAAUCUUAAGGGAAGAUCAGCAGCAACAAUGAAUGCAGGCAUUGUAGGAAUUGAAGAAUUGUAGAAUCUGGAGCUUAGAAUUGAUUUACAGAAUCAGAAAUGAAUUGGAAAUCAGUGGUUAAGCUAAUUGAGAUUUUUGAGCUAAUGAAUAGAGAUAAUCAAGCUCAAGAUUAUGAACAGUUAUGAAAGAAGUUAACUAGCAAAAUACAAAGUUUCAAAAAUAAGAUGCUGAAAUAUGUUAGAAACUAAAUUCGAGAUUCUGAAAUGAUGUGUUCAGAGCUGAAGAGAAGAAGAGAAGAAGGGCCGGAAUCCAAUCAUGUAACAUACUUUUGUACUCAUAUCUUCCACCAGUAAAAGAGAUAAUUCCUUCUAAUCCUUUCUUGCUUCUAACUUUGAUCUGAAUCAUAUUUGCUUAUUCCUUAUUUCUCCUCACAUCUGCCUUUAUACCGUGAUUGAUAUCCAUAAUCAUGGUGGAGAGUAGAAGAGAAACAAGCAUAUGGUAGUGCAAGAAGCAUGAGUAGCUUGAGUGCCCUCUACCAAAGUCAACAUUGUAAAUUAGAAUGAGAGCCACAAAGUUUUUAUCAUGUGAGGUGAGAGUGAUAUCAUGCUUAACUCAUUCAUGAAAGUGGAAGUUAGUAUUUAGUUAACCAAAAGUUAAAGUGAUUGCCCAAGAAUGCUUAAGAUCUUUGAACUUUAUUAUCUUAGAUGGUUUUCCUUUUCUAAUUUCUAAUCAUGUUUCGGAAGGUGUUAAGGGGGAGGGGUGCCAUUUAAGUAGGGUUUUAGUUUUCUUAACUUGCUUGAGACAAGCAAGAAUAAGUGUGGAAGAUUUGAUGAUUGGUCAAAUUGGUGUUAUAUUUUGAUUCGAAUUGAUGGACUUUUGGAUUUAUUUGGUUUAAGUAAUUGACUUUGGAAUUGGAUUUUGUUAUUCAAGGUAUAUUUUGAGUUAAUUCAAUUAGAUACUUCUUAUUCAUAAUUUGUGCCUCAAAUAUUUUUGUUAAUCUUGGUUUUCGGUGAAAAUUGUUGGUGCAGGAAGCAUCCGACGAUCGAACCUAAGUUUUGAUAAUGGCAAAGGAGUCAAAGUUAAGCUUAUUUGUGAUCUAACAUGUCUGA
Zingiber officinale is the source of this 7555-nucleotide messenger RNA. RefSeq lists its product as uncharacterized. Bases 2533 to 3342 code for a protein of 269 amino acids. NCBI's taxonomy places the organism in Eukaryota, Viridiplantae, Streptophyta, Magnoliopsida, Zingiberales, Zingiberaceae. The transcript is spliced from 3 exons. The record is from RefSeq and is a predicted model, not a curated record.